Cornus florida is the source of this 3466-nucleotide messenger RNA. RefSeq lists its product as uncharacterized. Lineage: Eukaryota; Viridiplantae; Streptophyta; Magnoliopsida; Cornales; Cornaceae. Gene Ontology annotation, molecular function: protein binding. The transcript has 11 exons. The record is from RefSeq and is a predicted model, not a curated record. Bases 727 to 3063 code for a protein of 778 amino acids.
UUUCCCCUCAUAUUUUGGCUUUUAUAAAAAUAUAGACAAAACCAACCAUCAAGUUUUAACAUAAUCCAUCCAAAUCAUUUCCUUUUUUUCUUUUUUUUUUUUUUUUUUUUUCAAAUUUUUUAUACCAAACACAAAAAACCAUAUCCCUCCAUUGCCUUUAUUUUCUCUUCCUUUCUUUUCCUUUUCCUUUUCCUUUUCCUUUCCUGUCAACCAAACUGGACGUUAGAAAAGCUAAAAAAGGUAUUCUUCUUUACUUUACCUUUCAAAAUUUCCAAAAAAGGAAAGUUCAUUUUCUCCUUUCCAUUCUUUUUUACCUCUCCAAAUCUCCCAACUCCAAAUUCCAAAACGAAGCGUUUGGCCGCACUUUCACCUUCUUGAGCCCCCCUUUGACACUGUUUCAUACAUAUCAUCAGUUCAUUCUUACACUGAUUCUCGAAGAAUUUGAUCACCCAAUCGAAAUAGGAAGCAAAUAAAAAUAAUAAUUUUUAGAGUGGUUUAAAUGUUUCUCCAUUUCCUUGUUUGGAGAGAAUUCCUUUUUUCCCAUUUCCAAAUUCAGAAAGAAACCCACCUGUAAAGCUGUGUGUAUCUGCACAUAUUAGUACAAACAUUUAUCACUCACAUUUCGUACUGUAUUCAACUCUUCUCUUCCUUCUGCUAUAUAUAUAUAUGUAUGUAGCUAAACCCUUGAUAGUUCUUGUUGGUUCAUCUAUGUGAAUUUCCAGGAAGAUGCAAAUGUCAAUGUGGGUAGAUAGGAGGAGGAGCCCACGAAUAUCUGCCCUGGAUGCAUGGAAGGAAGCCCACCAACAGACACCCUUUACUCCACAGAACUCUAUGCGAGUGGGGUUAAUGGAGAACCGGGCCUCUGGGUCUGGGGAUGAGAAGGGACCACCCUCCAGAACUAGGGUCAGAACCAAGAGAAAACUCCAAGAUGUGGGUGGUAGUUCAGUUUCAACCAAACCCAAACAGGGUAAAGAGAGUCCAAAUCGUGAAGAUCAUUCAACAAACUGUGGUCAACCACUACUUUUGAAGGCUAAAGAAAGCCCAAAACAUGAUGACCAUGCUGCAUGUACUGUGCUAUCCAUGCCAUGGAUGCCAGAAAAACGUAUACUUGAGCUUAUCCUUGACAUAUUGCAAAAGAGAGAUACACAUGAAAUAUUUGCUGAGCCAGUUGAUCCCAGUGAGGUUGAGGAUUACUAUGAGAUCAUUAAAGAGCCUAUGGAUUUUGGCACCAUGAGGGCCAAGCUUCAUGAAGGAAUGUAUUCUAGUCUUGAACAAUUUGAGCAUGAUGUAUUUUCAAUAUCAAGAAAUGCGAUGCAUUUUAAUUCCUCAGCGACCAUUUAUUUCAGACAGGCUCGUGCUAUACAAGAACUAGCUAAGAAGGUUUUUGAUGCCCUAAAAAAUGAUCCGGAAAACUUUGAAUCGGAAUUCUCGGGGACAAGACGAAGAUCCACUAGGAGGCCCCAGGGUGAAGCAAAGGUUUUUAAAAUGUGCCCUGGACUUGCUACAAAUGUUGGAUCUGGUAGUAUGACCAUUGAUGCUACCUCUAAAGAAGCACAAAGUUCUUUAGGUUGUCCAACAAAUUUCAGGAGAAGUGUCCGAGGAAACCACAGCUUCCCUAGUACAACUACUCAUGUUGACACAAGAGAUCAUUUUUCUGGUGCUAGAGAUGGUAGAAGCUCUAGUUAUAGCGAAGCAGAUCGGCGUUGCACAUAUAAACCUUCUGAGUCCUAUAAUGAGAAUGAUUCAAUAGUUUCAAUGAUCUACAAUGACCCCAAACCACUAGUUCUUGUGAAUCAGCAGGAUAUUAGUUACAGGGAAAGCUUGAUGCUGUUUGUUAAAGGUUUAGGACCAACAGCUCAAAUGAUUGCCAAAAGGAAGUUACAAGGAUGUUGGCUAGAUGCUACCAGUUUCCUGACUCCAAGUUCUAACUCUUGGGUUCAGGCUCAAAAGUGUCAAACUCCUGCUGCAUUUCUCUCUACCCAGAGAAGACCUAGUACUCUAGAUAACCUUAUCACUGAUACAUCCCAGAAAUUCCUCCAUCAACCUCCUGUGUGUCAUCCUGUCCUUGAUACAACCAGUGACGUAAUUGAUUUAACUGAUGCUGAUGAUAGAGAAAAGGCUUGUACGGGUGACAGGAUGAGUAAUCAUCACUGUGCUCCAAUAGGAGAAAUUACCCGCAACAAUGAUGCCCCAACUAUCCAUGAUUGGGUGAAUGUUUUUGGUGUUUCUGGAAGAGAAAAAGCUCCAACUACCCAUGAUCGGAUGAAUGUUUUUGCUGUUUCUGGAAGAGAGAAGGCUCCAACUACCCAUGAUCGGAUGAAUGUUUUUGCUGUUUCUGGAAGAGAGAAGGCUCCAACUACCAAUGAUCAGAUGAAUGUUUUUGGUGUUUCUGGAACAGAGAAGGUCCUUCAGAACCAAAGCACUAAGAUUCAGUUGGGUUCAUACUCUUCCACUGCUGGUGCUGGAGAUUUCAAUUCCUCACCUUUUGGAGUCAGCAACACUGGCAAUAGGUUGACGACAAUCACUGUGAAUGAAGGCAAGUUGGAUAAUCAAGAGUGGCCAAUGCGUUCAGCCUCAAAUAAUCUUCAGUCAAACUUGUUUGAAUUCAAGUCGAGAAACAACAGCUCCACAUCAUCCUCAGGGCCCUUCAACAGGAGGGAGUUUCCUAGUUUGAGCCAGACCAAUGGUUUCAUGCACAUGGGUUCACAGGAUCAAGCCGUAGCUGCAUGGGAACCAAAUGAUGGAGUCAGUAGCUCGUCUCAGGUAGGCCACUUUUCCGAAUCAAACCAAAACCAGCACGAUCAGCCAGUUUCCCAGUUCACUUUCGAUCUACCCUUCUUGAAAUCACGACUCAAUCAAAUGAACCUUUUGGGGAAGGAUAGAUCCUUGCAACCUAGUUUCCAGCAAGGUUGUGGUGCUGAGGGGUCUCCAUUUGACCAGAUGAGAUAUAAGAGGGUUUCUAACUGUACCCACCGAGCAGAACCUAGCACUCAGCCAUUUCUUAAUCAUCAAAGAUGGUCCACUUUAGAUACUACAGGUACUGAUUUGGCUCUUCAGCUGUAGCAAGUUUCAAAGGACCAAUAUUUUGUAGAAAGAAAAGUUUAUUUAUUUACUCUUCUGUCAAUGGAGGUUGCACCAUUCCCUUCGAGUCUACUUAGGCUUCGUUGACACCAAAAUGGCACACGGUUGUCAAAUGGCCAAAAUGCAAAAUAUCAUUGGAUUACUAGAUCUGUAUAUUUUAUUUCAAUCCAUAUAUCAAAUUAUAUUAGCAAGUUGUGUAGUAUGUGCUUUUUUCCUUUUUCCACAGACAUGCCUGUUUUAGUCGGUCUCAUUGUCUUCACUGGUCUCUGUGGGUGCACGCACCAGUGAAUCAACUGCAAAAUUGUCACCGGUGUUGUUUUGCAUUGCAAAGUAGCACAAGUUGGUGUAAAUGAGAUCAUGAACAAGGUUGUGAAGUUUUAAUACU